AUCGCCUCCUUCUUGUUGUUGAUUGGUCUCGCCGCCUGGCGGUCAGGAGACAGCAGACAUGCACUUCCGCCUUUGCUGCGGAUCCUAAGUUUCAUCCGGGGUUUCGAGCUGACCCUCGAUGUGACCCGUCAGUACGGCAAACAUGGCGGAGCCUUCACUCAGGACCGCAAGCCCAGGUGGCUCGGCUGCAUCAGAUGACCAUGAGUUUGAGCCAUCAGCUGACAUGCUUGUUCAUGAAUUUGAUGAUGAACAAACGUUGGAAGAAGAGGAGAUGCUGGAGGGAGAAGUCAACUUCACUUCAGAAAUAGAGCACCUUGAAAGAGAAAGUGAAAUGCCAAUUGAUGAAUUAUUGCGACUCUAUGGUUAUGGCAGUACAGUGCCACUACCAGGAGAAGAAGAUGAGGAGGAUAUGGAUAAUGAUUGUAACAGUGGCUGCAGUGGAGAAAUAAAGGAUGAAGCUAUUAAGGACUCUUCAGGACAGGAAGAUGAAACACAGUCUUCAAAUGAUGAUCCUACUCCAUCUUUUACAUGUAGAGAUGUACGAGAAGUAAUCCGUCCACGUCGGUGCAAGUAUUUUGAUACAAAUCAUGAAAUAGAAGAGGAGUCUGAGGAUGAUGAGGAUUAUGUACCUUCAGAAGAUUGGAAAAAGGAAAUUAUGGUGGGAUCCAUGUUCCAGGCUGAAAUUCCAGUUGGUAUUUGCAAAUACAGAGAAACAGAGAAAGUAUAUGAAAAUGAUGAUCAGCUCCUCUGGAAUCCAGAAUAUGUAAUGGAAGAAAGAGUAAUAGACUUCUUAAAUGAGGCAUCCAGAAGGACUUGUGAAGAGAGAGGGCUAGAUGCUAUUCCUGAAGGAUCCCACAUAAAGGACAAUGAGCAGGCCCUAUAUGAACUAGUAAAAUGCAAUUUUGACACAGAAGAGGCAUUGAGAAGACUAAGAUUUAAUGUCAAAGCCGCCAGAGAAGAACUUUCCGUUUGGACUGAAGAAGAAUGUAGAAAUUUUGAGCAAGGUCUAAAAGCUUAUGGCAAAGAUUUCCACUUGAUUCAGGCUAACAAGGUAAGGACAAGGUCUGUUGGAGAAUGUGUGGCAUUCUACUACAUGUGGAAAAAAUCAGAACGUUAUGACUUCUUUGCCCAACAAACACGAUUUGGAAAAAAGAAGUAUAAUCUACAUCCUGGUGUAACGGAUUACAUGGAUCGUCUUUUGGAUGAAAGCGAAAGUGCUACCUCCAGCAGGGCGCCAUCUCCCCCACCAACUACCUCCAACAGCAAUACUAGUCAAUCCGAAAAGGAGGACUGUACAGCCAGUAACAACACUCAGAAUGGAGUUUCUGUGAAUGGCCCAUGUGCAAUAACUGCAUACAAAGAUGAAGCCAAACAAGGGGUGCAUUUAAAUGGACCUACUAUAAGUAGCAGUGAUCCCUCUUCGAAUGAAACCGACACCAAUGGGUAUAAUCGUGAAAAUGUUACGGACGAUUCCAGAUUUAGUCAUACAAGUGGAAAAACUGACACAAAUCCAGAUGAUACAAACGAAAGGCCAAUAAAAAGGCAACGUAUGGACAGCCCUGGGAAGGAAAGUACAGGAUCAUCUGAAUUCUCUCAGGAAGUGUUUUCACAUGGAGAGGUUUAAACAUUUUGCAGAUUUGAGGGAAAACACAUUUUGGGGGGAUGAAGAAAUUUCUGGGGAUCUUGGAACUUCAGGGUUUAUUAAAUUAUUUAGCAAGUUAUUUUUUUGUAUUAUUUUUCUAUUUGUCCCAUGCACAUUUGAGCCCCACAGAAGAGUGAAAUAUUUUGUGUAGUUGAAUAGUGACAUUUUUGAAGCCCUCUGGGAAAAGUAAGCAGCCUUGCAGAUAUUCAGCCUAUGCCUGAAUGCAGUUUGGCUUUACGUUAUCAUUCGUUACAUGAAGAAGGAUCUUUAAAUAGAAAAAGAAUUGUUCCAGAAUAUGUCUGCAGUGUUGUUGCAGUGGAAAAUAUUAACCCUGAAAGUUGUUGGUAUGAUUUUUUUUAGGUAGGUGUUAAGAAUAAACCAAAUGAGGUUUGUGUAUGUAAUUUAUUGACAUCAAUGAUGUCUUUCCUAUUCUUAUCUGGGCUGAAAAAGAUACAUUCUGUAUUUUUCCAGAUCUCUUUGUAGCCUUUGAAAGAUUUUUACAUUAUCUAUGUUUUGAUCGAACUGCCCUUUCUUAAACAAAGCUUGUAUAAUUUUCUUAACUUGUACAGUUGAUAAACUUUUAUUAUGAAAAGGAA
This is a messenger RNA of Xenopus laevis (African clawed frog), 2238 nucleotides long. It is a transcript of the gene mier1.L, whose product is annotated as mesoderm induction early response 1, transcriptional regulator L homeolog. Gene Ontology annotation, biological process: negative regulation of transcription by RNA polymerase II. The record is from RefSeq and is marked provisional. NCBI's taxonomy places the organism in Eukaryota, Metazoa, Chordata, Amphibia, Anura, Pipidae. Gene Ontology annotation, cellular component: protein-containing complex; nucleus; nucleoplasm. Gene Ontology annotation, molecular function: transcription corepressor activity; histone deacetylase binding.